Messenger RNA from Acanthosepion pharaonis, 1017 nucleotides. The record is from the annotation of a GenBank genome assembly. NCBI's taxonomy places the organism in Eukaryota, Metazoa, Mollusca, Cephalopoda, Sepiida, Sepiidae.
AUGAUGAUGAUGACGAUUAUUAUUAUUAUUAUUAUUAAACUCUUUUCUUAUUUUCAUUUUUCUUUUCUUCCUUCUUCUCACGCGCGUUUCUUAUUCUCUUUUUCUUUGUCCUUCUCCUUCUUACGCUCUUUUCUUAUUUUUCUUUUCCUUUCCCUCUUGCUUCUCACGAUCUUUUCUUACUUUCCUUUUCCUUUUCCUACCUUCUUCUCACGCUCUUUUAUUGUUCAUCUUUAUCUUUUCCUCCUCCUUUUCACGCUCUUGUUUUCCUCUUCCGUUUCCUCCUCAUUCUUCUCACACGAUUUUCUUAUUCUUCUUUUCCUUUCCCUCUUGCUUCUCACGAUCUUUUCUUAUUCUCCUUUUUCUUUUCCAUCUUCUUUCCACGCUCUUUUCUUAUUCUUCUUUUUCUUUUCACCCAUUUUCCACGUUCUUUUCUUAUCUCCUUUUCUUUUACCUCCUUCUGCUCAUGCUCAUUUUUAUUCCCCUUUUCUUUUUCCUACCUUCUCACGCCUUUUCUUAUUCUCCUUUACCUUUACCUCCUAUUCUUAUCACUCUCUUUUCUUUUUCUCGUUUUUCUUUUCCCUCUUCUUCCAACGCUCUUUUCUUAUGCUUCUUUUCAUCCUUCUUCUCACGUUCUUUUUCCCCUUUUCCUUUCCCUCUUUCUUUUCGCGCUCUUUCCUUUUCUUUUCUUCCUUCUUCCCACGCUCUUUUCUUAUUCCCUUUUCCUUUUUGUCCUUAGUCUCACACACUUUUCUUAUUCUCCUUUUCCUCUUUCUUCUCACACUCUUUUCUUAUUCCCCUUUUUCUUUUUCGCCUUUUUCUCACGCUCAUUUUUUUAAUCUUUUUCUUUUCCUCCUCCUACUCACGCCCUUUUCUUAUUCUCCUUUAUCUUUUCCUCCUUCUCACGUUCCUUUUUCUUUUAUUUUCUCGUACUCUUUUAUUAUUCACCUUCUUUUUCGUCUAAAUUUAAAUCUAUCAUUUUUUUUACUUCUCUUGUUAUUUCCUACACCUCAUUCUUGA